AUGGCGGCCAACAACCUACGAAGCGUUUACCAGCAAUACAAGCACGAUACGGAUGUCGUGGCAUCAUGGCUCGCGUCUACAGCCAAGUCAUUUGGCUACAACAAGCCCCUCGAACCGCCUGCUCCUACGGAACAGAAGACGCAAAGGCUCAAAGGCAAAGCCAGAAAAGCCGGCACUACUACGCAGAGUGGAUCAGACAAGCAGACGUCCAAGCCGAAAUACACCCUUGCUAUCAAGGACUUCAUACCUUUGUCUGCUCACAUUGCUAAGGUCAAAGGCACUGUGGAGGUGCCGGACUACUUCAACAUUGCACUUGAUCGGGUGAUAUCGGUUCGAAGUGCUUUCUCGCACAAGCUGGCAGCUGCCGGCGAAGCUGUCGACAAAUCGUCAGAUGACCGUCACAGCUUUUUUGUUACUGUCCUAGAAAGUGUCCGCGACGCACUCAAGCCUUUGAUGAGAAACGAUGCUCUCGAUCUCAACCUCAACAGCAUCAAGAAUGCUACGCCUCGGAGUGGUAAAGACCGAGUCAGACAGACUGAAAUUCGCAACAUCUUCGAGGUUUUGGAUGUAUAUGAGCCAUCGGCGGAGUUCUUGGCUGCACCAGACGUGGUACCUCCGCCUAAACCUCUGAAACUGGAUUACACUGCUGAGGUGUUGACCGACUCCGUCAUUGAUGCCUUUAUGGCAAUGACCAUGUUGAUGGACGACCUCUCCCGCCUUCGUGCUGAGAUUGCAGACCUGUGGGGUCGGCACCAUUCGGGAGAACUCGAUUUGGCAACUGUGUCGGUAGCGACCAACACAGCCAUUCAGCUUGCGCACAGCAUGCACGACGAAGUUUAUCCAGUGAUGAAGCAUCUCGUCGAAAGCGUGCCGUUUCAUGAGGUGUACUUUCUGGCUAUCGCUAAAGAAGCUGGUGUUGACCCACAAGCGAAAGGUUGGUUCGGCUGGUGGAACGACUACAACUUCGAAGCCUACGACAUCGCAGACGCCCUGUUCAACAACGCCCGUAAUGGCCUCCUGGUCUACCUUUACAACGAUCUCUCCGCGUCCGGGUCAGUCAUGGACUACAAUGGUAAAUGGGGUCGAUUCGAUGAAAAUGAGGGUCCACCACCCAGAACGAACAAGCAAAAGUAUGCCCGCGAUAAGUCGACGUUGAUGGAAGUGUUCCAAGAUCUUCCCUUGCUACACAAUCAUCCGGGAGCGGUUGAGGAUCAGUUCGUCAUCGCCUUCGAGGCAGCGCGGAAAUCCUAUGCAAGGGAGAAUACGAACAAGCAACCACCAAUCUGGUCGUGCUUUGCAUUCCAGAUAUAUCUCGACAUCAUUUACUCUACCGAGGUUGGUGCGGGCUGGACGCAGAUGCGCAACGAGUUUACUACGCUCCAGAAAUACGUUGAGACAUACCCUAGAGCUUCUUCCGAUAUGAAGGAAUUGGUAAAAUCAGUCGAUAAGAUCAUGGAGGUCGAUCCCAUCGCGAUCAUCCGAUCGGCGUUUACUUUUCCUUACAAGGACUAUACCGUAUGGCGUCGCAACCCCACACAUUGUGGUCUUUGGAUUCACUAUGCGCGAAACGUCUUCCAUAGAGAAGCUGUCAAGUACGCCGCAACACCCGGGGCGGUCAUGUGCGUAACGCAAUUGUACCAUGCCCUGCGCCAGACUGAGCUUCUUUCGGAAGAGUGGAAGGAUCUUCAGACGCUGUGGGACAUGCAAGGAAAUUCGGCUUACUUCAUUGGCGAGCCCCCUAAAGACUUUGAGGGACAUUGGAAGAACUUUCUCAUGGCUAUUGGUGCUUCAGCAACUAACUGGGCAAGCUCAAAGAGGAAUACGAAGGUCAAUGAGACCAAAGCGAACGCACGUUUGUUGAAGUUCAAGGGUCCAGUAUCGGCCUGGAUGGCUUCGCGUAUUUCAACAAAUGGCGACGAACGACUCAUCACAGCUGAAACAAUUGAAGACGAGAUCAAAGAAGGCGCACGCCAUCAUUCCUCCCUCGCCGCCGUCAUGCCGGCCAUUCAAAGGCAAACCCACGUCAUACAAAAAUUGGCCACUGCUCUCCACGCCGAGGCUCCAGAAAUCACGUUCGAUUACUUCACCAUGCAUGACCUUUGCUGGGAGUUGAUGGAAAGGAUGAAGGAGCAGUUCAGUCCUAUCAUUGCUGCCAAAUCUGGGAAGCAGUGGGAAGCACAUAAGAGCAACCUGCCGUUUGUUGUUGGCUUCGUCUUCUCUACGGCAGCGGGUAAAAAAGACAUCGAGACGGACGGUGUGCCUUCGGUAGAGCUGUUAAAGAUCGCUGUGCAAGUUACGAAGAAGUUCUUGGAGGAAGGUAAAGGUAGUGUGAUUACCGAGAGAGGACGCCUGGAAGGUCAUUUCGAGUCAGCUGGGACAGAAGAAGUGGAAAUGUGGAAAGCCAAAGUGAGAGACUCCCUCACCUCGAAGGUCUUCGCGGUUUAA
Alternaria ventricosa is the source of this 2445-nucleotide messenger RNA. RefSeq lists its product as uncharacterized. The record is from RefSeq and is a predicted model, not a curated record. The coding region runs from base 1 to 2445 and encodes 814 amino acids. NCBI's taxonomy places the organism in Eukaryota, Fungi, Ascomycota, Dothideomycetes, Pleosporales, Pleosporaceae. The transcript has 3 exons.